Molecule: messenger RNA, 526 nt
Organism: Chenopodium quinoa (quinoa)
Lineage: Eukaryota; Viridiplantae; Streptophyta; Magnoliopsida; Caryophyllales; Amaranthaceae
Exons: 2
Coding region: 87-302 (71 amino acids)
Source: RefSeq, a predicted model, not a curated record
UUUCAGCUAAAACUAAUAAGAGCCACACAAAGAGGGUGAGACUUGAGACUUUGAGAGAGUCCAAAGUGGGAGAGAGAGAAAAAAAGAUGGAAGGAAUAGGAAUGCAAAUGGUGGUGCCAGUAGCAGCCAUAGUAGCAGUUGCUGCAGUCACCUUUUAUGCUGUUAGCUUUGCUGAACUUCGAGAGAAAUCAUUCAGAGAAUACGAAGACAAGGAAGAGGAUAAUGGAAUGGGAUUUCAGUCCUCUAUGAGCUCCCGAGAGCGACGUGCCCAAAGAAAAGCGAGCAAGAAAUCCAACAAUUGAGCUUCAUCAACGCUGCUGCUCCUUUACUUAGAGUGGAAUUCCCAGAAGCAUGUACGAUACUCUCUGUUUUAGGCUUUAGCUUUCGCAAUCUGAUUUACAAUAUAUGCAAAUUGUCAACCAGUACGAUACCAUAUUGGUAUCAAAACAUGAUAUUUUACAGAGAUAUGGAGCACAAUUUUCGUCGCAGACAACUAUCUGCAAAUCUGCAAUCAUCAACACUUAUA